This is a messenger RNA of Seriola aureovittata, 2800 nucleotides long. It is a transcript of the gene prkab1a, whose product is annotated as protein kinase, AMP-activated, beta 1 non-catalytic subunit, a. Gene Ontology annotation, cellular component: cytoplasm; nucleus; nucleotide-activated protein kinase complex. Gene Ontology annotation, molecular function: protein kinase binding. NCBI's taxonomy places the organism in Eukaryota, Metazoa, Chordata, Actinopteri, Carangiformes, Carangidae. The transcript is spliced from 8 exons. The record is from RefSeq and is a predicted model, not a curated record. Bases 145 to 954 code for a protein of 269 amino acids. Gene Ontology annotation, biological process: signal transduction.
GCAAACCGGAGGGGGCGGGUUUGUUUGCUGUGACUAAUGUUUUGUUUUCUGCCCUGACGAGAUGGUUGUGACGAGUUAACACCAACAGCUACGACGCUAAACACUGCUCAGUGACCUUGUGUUGGCCUGCAAGAAGACAAAGCCAUGGGGAAUACAAGCAGUGAGAGGGCCGCGAUGGGCCAGGGGGAGAAGGCUCAGCGCAGGGACAGCCGAGGUAUCAAGGAGGGAGAGAGACCAAAGAUCCUGAUGGACAGCCCAGAAGAUGCUGAUAUUUUUCAUGGUGAAGAUUUGAAAGCUCCUUUAGAGAAAGAGGAGUUCCUUGCAUGGCAACAAGACUUAGAAGCAGACGACAAAGCCCCAACUUUAGACCGGCCAACGGUAUUUCGCUGGACUGGAGAUGGCAAGGAGGUCUACCUCUCUGGGUCCUUCAACAAUUGGGCCAACAAGAUUCCUCUUAUUAGAAGUCAAAACACCUUUGUGGCCAUUGUGGAUCUGCCUGAGGGGGAGCAUCAGUACAAGUUUUAUGUGGACGGCCAGUGGACCCAUGACCCAGCUGAGCCGGUUGUGACCAGCCAGCUGGGCACAGUCAAUAAUGUCAUCCAGGUGAAGAAAACAGACUUUGAGGUGUUUGAUGCUUUAAUGGUGGACUCACAGAAAUGUUCUGACAUGUCAGACCUCUCCAGCUCUCCUCCUGGACCAUAUCAUCAGGACGCCUACAUUCCGAAACAGGAAGAGAAGUUUAAGUCUCCACCCAUACUCCCACCGCACUUGCUUCAGGUCAUCCUCAACAAAGACACGGGGAUAUCUUGUGACCCUGCGUUACUCCCAGAACCCAAUCAUGUCAUGCUCAACCACCUCUAUGCUCUUUCAAUUAAGGAUGGGGUGAUGGUGCUCAGCGCGACACAUCGCUACAAGAAGAAGUACGUCACCACCUUGCUAUAUAAGCCUAUCUGAUUGAAGACUCUCUUAUCCCAGUGUGUUAACUGUACACUGAGUGUACAAAAUAUGAGCUCCACCUGUUUUUUUCCAUAAAGCAGAGACCAGGUGAAUGCAAGCUCAUAUCAGUCAUGGGUUUCACCUGUUAGAUCCGCAACUGGACUUGAAGAAGCAGCUCUGAGUGAGGUGGAGGAGAUAGAUUAAAGAUUAGGAAAAUAGAUAUUGUUAAAUCGGUCAAUUAAACUUUUAUUUUAAGUAAAAUUCAGGAAUAAUGUUUACUAUAGGAAUGCCCUGAAAAUGAAUAAACUAAAUCAAGAUGACAUGAUAGUGUUGAAUGGGUGUGCACAGUAAAAUGUCAACAGAUUAAUCAUUUGUAUCAUUGUACAAAUCUGCCUCAAGAGGCUGGUUAAAUGAUGACAUUACUUUAUCCAUUCUGAGCUUUGAACACACAGCUCUGAGAUUAUAUCUUGUACACUCACUGUACACCCAGUUGUUGUACACAUCUGCUGAGGACCAUCAAUGCCACACAGUUACCACAAUCCUUCAUAAUCUGCCUUUAUUUUUUCACUGAUUGCCCUCUGUAGUUUUCAACAACAGUAACUUUGUUCAGUAGACAUAGAGAGGCACACAGCUAUAAUCAAAGCAGACAUAAAUGGAAUGAGGAGAAUUGGUAAUGCUGGGGAAAUUGGACUGAAGGACCUCAGAUACGUGAGGUUGCUGUUGUCCUUCCUAUGGUUGCAAAGACAACAGUGGUACAAUCGAGAAUGUGAAUGUGAAGGUCAAAGAAGGAAAAAAAUUGCACUGCAGUAGUUAUCCACUGUUUUCUUUUGCCUUUUUAUCUUAAAAUAGUUGUAUUUAUUAGUUGUAUUUUAUUUAGUAUGAUCACAGAGCACACAGUAGUUAUUUUUCUAUUAUUUGUGACGUAUUUAGUUAUAUAAUUUUUUUUCUACUUUGGUUGAUGAUGUGAUUUGUUUUGUUGUCAAGAGUUUUCUCAGUAUAGUUGCAGCGUUGCAGUCAUUACCAUUCCAGUCGAGUAUCUCAGCAGAUUGUUAGGACUAAGACGAUGUAGUCGAGACCAAAACCAUCUCAUAAAUGAAUCUGGUCUAAAUAACUCUUAUUAGAUUUGCACUACCAUAAUAAACAUUUAAUUUUAUAUAGAAUAUGUAGUGGUCUUCACACUGAUAUACCAUUGCACAAUAAUAAUUUCCUUCUUUUAUACAGUGUUUAUGCAUUCCACACCAUAGAGUUGAUCCCUGCUGGCUUAGUCAAUAUGGGAUCGUUAGGUUUGUGCCAUGACACAUUGCCAAUCUUCAGUAGUAAUGCAGAAAAUUCAGAUGGAUCCAUGGGUAAUGAAGAAAGACCCAACAGGAACGUUAUUUGACAAUGACAACAAAGUGACCGACAUUUGCUUGAAGAGCCACAACACUGACUAAGGGACCAGCAUAGGAUCAGACUGGAACUGUUACUGAAGAGGCGUUAUAGUGAACAUGUUUGUCUGCACUGUUAAUGGUCAGUGUGUAUUUCAUGAGGUCUGAAAGACUGGACUGAAUUUUAAGUUAAAAGGUAGCCUAUGACUUGAACCAUCAACAUAUCAUUGCCAAGUUAUGUUAUCUAGGUGUAAUUACCAUAAACAAAUGAGACCAGGAUGUUGGUUACAGGCCACUGGAUGCUGACACUCCUCAGUCAUAGUCUCUUUUGUUUUAUUGUCUCAGAACCAACAUGGUAAUGACUUAUUGAUGACAAGAUGCUGGAUAUUCAAAUACAUUGCAGUAUCAUUAAAAAUGUUGUUGAGCCUUUGAACCAUGCUGGUGUGUAUACAUUUUCAAAGAUAUUUGUAUUAAAGAUAAGUUGCAGUAAAGAUUCA